UUGACCGGGGUGACAUCGAUCGAAAUAAACUAUACUAACAUUCGAACUUUACUAUCGAAAGUAAGCUAAUUUCGUAAAUUGUGUUCUAGUGAAACAAAGUAAAAGAAUACGAUCAUUUUCACUGGUAUUACACGCUACAUUCACUUAUCACAAUGCCACCUGAUUCUAAAAGAGAAGAAUUCAGAAAAUAUCUGGAAAGAGCAGGCGUUAUGGAUGCUCUUACAAAAGUGCUUGUGUCUUUAUACGAAGAACCAGAAAAGCCUGAUGAUGCUUUAGAAUAUAUUCAUCAAAAUUUAGGAGGUAUCACGGAAGUUGACAUGGAAGUACAAACAUUAAAGAAAGACCUGGAAGAAGCUAAAGCCAAGAUCACAGAGUUAAAGGCAAAAUUGGUGAAAUAUGAAGCAGACGAAGGAGCAGAAUAAUUUAACCACAAAGUUUUAGACAAUAAUAGAAUACUAGUCCGUACUGGACAUUGACUUUCGCAGAAAGUCAGACUGACUAUGUGCCUUAAAAUAGAUAUAGAAAAUCACUUUCUAAGACAAUUUAAAACAUAAGAUAAAUUAAGUUUCACUCUUGCAAAUUCCAUUAGUCAUAAGUCUAUUUAUUAAUCAUGUUCAUAAAGGUAUAUAGUGAUACUUUAUAUUUUUUUUUUAACCAAAUUAAAUGUAGUUACAAAGAACAUAGUUCAUAAUCAAAGUAUACAAGCAGGAUGAUAAAUUAGAAAGUAAUAUUCAAAUUAAAUUUUGAUUUAUGUGAUAUUUCAAAUAAUAAACGUAAUGUAUUAUUUUGUUUUUUUAUAAAAGUUGUAUAUUUUGUUGCAAAAGUAUUAAAAUAUAAAUUUAAUUAAGUAUAAUAUAAUAAAUAUGGUAAUAGAUCUUUCUGUAAGUACACAAAACAACAUUAUUAAGUUAGAAUUCAGAUGUAUUUGUGACAAUAUACAUAAAUAUUGGUGUAUCUAGCUUAUAA
This is a messenger RNA of Bombus pascuorum, 966 nucleotides long. Its product is annotated as c-Myc-binding protein. Gene Ontology annotation, cellular component: nucleus. The coding region runs from base 153 to 422 and encodes 89 amino acids. Gene Ontology annotation, biological process: regulation of DNA-templated transcription. NCBI's taxonomy places the organism in Eukaryota, Metazoa, Arthropoda, Insecta, Hymenoptera, Apidae. The record is from RefSeq and is a predicted model, not a curated record. The transcript is spliced from 3 exons. Gene Ontology annotation, molecular function: transcription coactivator activity.